This is a messenger RNA of Gloeophyllum trabeum ATCC 11539, 1791 nucleotides long. RefSeq names its product FAD/NAD P-binding domain-containing protein. The transcript has 6 exons. The coding region runs from base 1 to 1791 and encodes 596 amino acids. Gene Ontology annotation, molecular function: FAD binding. NCBI's taxonomy places the organism in Eukaryota, Fungi, Basidiomycota, Agaricomycetes, Gloeophyllales, Gloeophyllaceae. The record is from RefSeq and is a predicted model, not a curated record.
AUGGUCGACCAGACGUGCGACGUUGUCGUGGUGGGCGCCGGCCCUUCAGGGCUGAUGCUAGGAGCCAACCUGGCGAGAUUUGGAGUGAAGGCGGAGGUUCUGGACGAACGAUGCGACAAGACUUCGACCGGGCGUGCCGACGGGAUGCAACCCAAGACACUGGAGACGUUCAGGCAGAUGCGGCUCCUCGAACCGCUGUUACAGAAUGGCGUAAAGUUUUAUGACAUGACAUUUUGGAAUUCAGACCGGAGUCCUCUCCGGAGGACAGGCCGCGAGACGCAUUAUCCUUCACCUUCAAUCAUCGAUGUUCUCGACCCUUAUAUGCUCCUAGGGCAUCAAGGUAUGGUUGAGGAUGUGCUCUUGCUUGACAUGAAGUCGCAUGGUGUCGGAGUCACACGCAAUGCUACUUUCACGGAAUACAGUCGCCAAACGAAUAUCCGAGAGUCUAUCAACGUCGAGUACAAGGAUACUGCAACAGGCUCUAUGAGGCAUUUACAGACGACUUAUGUGGUCGGAUGUGACGGUGCACAUUCGAAAGUACGACGAUGCAUGCGCGACGCGGACAUGGUCGGAGAGACUAAAGACAUUAUAUGGGGAGUGCUUGAUGGCGAGAUAGACACAGAGUUCCCCGACCUCUGGAGCAAGGCUAUUGUGCACUCAGAGAAGCACGGAACAGUCCUCUGCAUCCCCAGGGAGCGCAAUAUGACCCGGCUGUACAUCGAGCUCGUUUCCACUAAUCAGAAUGAGAAGAUUACGAAGGCGGUGGCGAACCAAGACUUCGUAAUGACUUGCGCCCGGGAGAUCUUCAAACCAUACCAGCUCGAGUGGAAGACUAUUGAAUGGUUCGGGCUCUAUCAAAUUGGCCAACGAGUUGCCAACCGCUUCACGGAUGAGGUCAAGAGAGUAUUCAUCUGUGGUGACGCCGCUCAUACCCAUUCGCCCAAAGCUGGCCAAGGUAUGAACGUCUCCAUGCACGACUCCUGGAACCUCGCAUGGAAACUGAACCUCGCCGUGCGUGGCCUUGCUACUCCCGUCCUUCUGCCUACCUAUGAAGCCGAGCGCCGCAAAAUCGCGCUGGAUCUCAUUAACUUCGACAACGAGCAUGCUGCCGCUUUCUCCGCGGGCGACCCGCAGAAGCUCGUGGAGAACUUCGCAACCAACACGCGGUUCAUCAGUGGCGUCGGUGCGGAUUAUGACCAUGGCCCUCUGAAUGAGCAUCUAUCGUCAGCUCAGGUCACUGGCGACUGCAAGCCGGGGAAGCUGCUCACGCCCGCCAAGGUGACGCGCUAUGUGGACCAUAACCCGGUCGACCUGCAGCUCGAUAUCCCGCACUUAGGGCAGUUCCGGCGCGUCUCCGCUGCAGCUGGGGUGUCGUACAUGCGUCAGCCACGUCCUGCAGCAGCCCAUGAUGAAUUCUCGCGUCCUGAGCGGUACUUAGCAGCCGGCGAUCUCUUUACACUCGGUGUUGUCACUGCACAACCCAAAGACACAGUCGAGAUUGCAGACUUACCACCUCUGCUGCGGAAGGGCAGAUGGACGUUCUACUUGGAUAACGUGCCGGAAAUGGACACCAAGAAGAUGCGGUGCUUGGACAAGUGGGUGGGGGGCGUCGAAGAGGGUCAGGUUGGGAUCGUGAAUAUCCGGCCUGAUGGUUAUGUGGGCAGCGUUGCUAAGUGGGAUGGGACUGAAGAGGGAGGCAAAAGAGCAAUUAGCUGGCUCGAGAAUUACUAUCGCGUGUUCUUGCGAGAACCAUCGCCACUGAACGGGGCGAAGGUUUCUGCCAAACUGUAG